AUGUCCGACGGUUCUCCUCCAGCUACAGCAGCAACCAACAAACGACCAGCUUCACCUUCUCCUGAACCUGAAAACCAAUCAGCUAAAAGAGCUAAAGCCGAAUCCAACAUCGAGGGAGAAUCAAAAGUUGAGACUACAGCCGAGAGCGAUAAAAAAGAAAACGGUAACGGAGAGGCUACCAUCGAGGGCAAAGAAGAGCCCAAGAAAAAGAUGGACGACGUUGAGAUGGAGGGCGAUGCAGGCCCCUCAUCUACCCUUGCUCCUCCCCCAGCUUCCGUCCCUGCCGCUCCUGUUAAAUCCGAAGCUCCCCCUCAACAGAUAUCCAUGAGAUCGUUGAUCGUCACCCAAGAUGCAAGUAUCAUCAUUGGAAGGGGAGGUGCUCAUGUCAACGAGAUUCGAGAAAAAUCGAGUGCACGAGUAACCGUCUCAGAAUCUAUCCCCGGUAACCCCGAAAGAAUCCUCAACGUCUCUGGUCCCCUCGAUGCCGUUGCCAAAGCAUUCGGACUCAUCGUCAGAAGAAUCAACGACGAGCCAUUUGAUGUCGCAUCCGUCCCCGGCUCUCGAGCAGUCACAAUCAAAUUCAUUAUUCCCAACUCCCGAAUGGGCAGUGUCAUUGGUAAAGGUGGUUCGAAGAUCAAGGAGAUCCAAGAAGCAUCUGGAGCAAGGUUAAAUGCCAGCGAAGCAAUGUUACCAGGUUCCACCGAGCGAGUUCUGUCAGUAUCCGGUGUGGCCGACGCUGUUCACAUCGCCGUUUAUUACAUUGGAACCAUCCUUCUCGAAUAUCAAGAACGUAACCCCGGUGCAUCAAGUGGUUCCUACCGACAAGUAGGUGCAAGAGGUGGAGCUGGUGGAGGAGGGCCCAGUGGUCCCGGUGGACCUGGUGGACCAUCAGGAGGUUCAAGCGGUGGAUUCAGUAACAACAAUGCCAACGCACCUCCUCCACCCGGUAUGCAAACACAACAAAUCUUCAUCCCCAACUCUCUCGUUGGUGCAAUUAUCGGUAAAGGUGGUUCCAAGAUCAAUGAAAUCCGAGCUCAAUCGCAAUGUAAAAUCCAAGUAACUGAUCCAGGAACAGCAGCACCUGGAGCAGUUGCUAAUCCAGAAGAAAGAUUAGUGACCAUCACUGGCUAUCCUAAUAAUAUCAAUACUGCCGUUUCCUUACUAUAUGCUCGAGUUGAACAAGAACGUCAAAAGAUGUUGGAACAGAAUCACAGUGCAUAG
Messenger RNA from Kwoniella shivajii, 1221 nucleotides. RefSeq lists its product as uncharacterized. NCBI's taxonomy places the organism in Eukaryota, Fungi, Basidiomycota, Tremellomycetes, Tremellales, Cryptococcaceae. Bases 1 to 1221 code for a protein of 406 amino acids. The transcript is spliced from 8 exons. Gene Ontology annotation, molecular function: RNA binding. The record is from RefSeq and is a predicted model, not a curated record.